Solanum pennellii is the source of this 1110-nucleotide messenger RNA. RefSeq names its product benzoate carboxyl methyltransferase-like. NCBI's taxonomy places the organism in Eukaryota, Viridiplantae, Streptophyta, Magnoliopsida, Solanales, Solanaceae. The record is from RefSeq and is a predicted model, not a curated record. Gene Ontology annotation, biological process: methylation. Gene Ontology annotation, molecular function: S-adenosylmethionine-dependent methyltransferase activity.
AUGGGAAGGAGCAAAGUUUUGCAUAUGAAUGCAGGAAAUGGAGAAUGCAGUUAUGCCAGCAGCUCCACCCUUCAGAGAAAGGUAAUAGAAGUGGCAAAACCUGUUUUAGAAGAUGCCAUCAAGAAGAUGUUCAGUAAUAUUGGUGAGUUUCCCAAGUCAUGUUUUAAUAUGGCAGACUUGGGUUGCUCUUCAGGACCAAACACACUUUUCACACUAUCAAAUAUCAUAAACAUUGUACAAGUUUUAUGCGGCGAAAAGAGUUGCAAAAUGCCAGAGUUUCAAGCAUAUCUGAAUGAUCUCCCUGAUAAUGACUUCAACACUAUCUUCAAAUCGAUUCCAUCCUUCUAUCAAACAACAAAUUGUUUCGUAUCAGGCGUUCCAGGUUCCUUUUAUGAGCGGCUAUUUCCUAGCAAAAGCUUGCACUUGGUUCACUCAUCUUACAGUCUUCAUUGGCUAUCUCAGGCUCCUGAAAAGAUUGAAAACAACAACAACAUUUACAUAACAAGGACAAGUCCUCCUCAAGUAUUUGAAGCAUACAUGAAGCAAUUUGACAAGGAUUUCUCAAGGUUUUUGCAAGUACGCUCCGAGGAAAUAGUAACUGGUGGAUACAUGGUCUUAACAUUUAUCGGAAGGGGCAUUCCUGAUCCCUACGGAAAUCACUCAGUUCAUCUGGAUCUUCUAUCAAAGUCAUUCGUUGAUUUAAUACAUGAGGGACUUAUUGAACAGGCAAAACUAGACUCGUUCAAUUAUCCUUUUUAUGCACCAUACAAGGAUGAAGUUGAAAUUGUUCAAAUGGAAGGUUCAUUUGAUGUUGAUACUAUAAAGUUUUUCAAAGUGAACUGGGAUGAGAGGGACAACGAUGAUGAUGCGUAUAGCAGUGGUAAACAUAUAGCAAGAACCAUGAGAGCUGUUUCUGAACAAAUACUUGUUAGCCAUUUCCAAUUCGGAGAUCACAUUGUUGAUUAUUUGUUUGAAAGAUAUGCCUACCAUUUAGCUUGUCAUUUGUUGGUUCAAAAGGGUAAAUUCUCCAACAUUGUCAUAUCUUUAAGAAAGAAAUGACAAAAAGAUGUUGCAAUUUAACAAUACAGUUAAGUACCACACUGGAGUAUU